CCUGUCCACAUUAAAGAAGAGGAGACUGAACUGGAAGAAGGGGAGUCUAUUGAGUUGUUUAAGGAUUCAGAAAGCAUAUCCCGGCCAAAGAUAUUCCAUCACUGUACUGAGUGUGGGAAAAGCUUCAGUCGGUCAGCAAACCUAAAAUCACACCAGCGAAUUCACACUGGAGAGAAGCCGCAUCACUGUCUUGUAUGUGGGGAGAGUUUUAGUCAGUUAGGAACCCUAAAAAGACACCAGCGAACUCACACUGGAGAGAAGCCACAUCACUGUUCUGAAUGUGGAGAGAGCUUCAGUCAGUUAGGAAGUCUUAGAAGACACCAGCGAAUUCACACUAGAGAGAAGCCGCAUCACUGUUCUGAAUGUGGGAAGCGUUUCAGUCAUAUAGAAAGCCUAAAAAUACACCAGCGAAUACACACAGGAGAGAAGCCUUAUCUCUGUUCUGAAUGUGGGGAGAGUUUCAGUGUGUUAGCAAACCUAAACAUACACCAGCGAAUUCACACUGGAGAGAAGCCAUAUCACUGUACAGAAUGUGGGAAGAGAUUCAGUCAGCUAGGAAGCCUAAAAAUACACCGCCGAAUGCACACUGGAGAGAAACCGUAUCACUGUACUGAGUGUGGGGAGAGUUUCAGUGUGUCAGCAAACCUAAACAUACACCGGCGAAUUCACACUGGAGAGAAGCCGUAUCACUGUAAUGAAUGUAGGGAGAGUUUCAGUCAGUUAGGAAGCCUGAAAGUACACCAGCGAAUUCACACUGGAGAAUAGCCCUAUCACUGUAAUGAAUGUAGGAAGAUCUUCAGUCAGUUAGGAAGCCUAAAUAUACACCAGCAAAUUCACACUGGCGAGAAGCCGUAUCACUACAAAUUGUUGCAAGACAUUUUCUUUCACCAGUCAACUGAAAAAUCGUAAAUGCCAGUUUUUAAAAUGCAGUUGAAACUGAUAAAUCAGUAUUCUAAGCAGUAUUACAAUAGUCUUUGUUUUUGGUCCUUCCAUCCAGGUCUUUGUUUCAACCAGACUCAAUUAAUGAAUCAACCUUCUUAUAAAACAUUCAGGACCUCGGUGGAAGUGAGGGCCACUGCUCUAUACCAAUCAAAACUGAGUGUGGUGCUCCAGUGAAUAUUUUUUGUUUUUUAAGAAUUCCGUUUCUGUGCCAACCUA
Molecule: messenger RNA, 1158 nt
Organism: Polyodon spathula (Mississippi paddlefish)
Lineage: Eukaryota; Metazoa; Chordata; Actinopteri; Acipenseriformes; Polyodontidae
Product: zinc finger protein 239-like
Exons: 1
Biological process (GO): negative regulation of transcription by RNA polymerase II; regulation of cytokine production; regulation of immune system process
Source: RefSeq, a predicted model, not a curated record